AUGGGUGGCUACGCUUUUCAAUCGAAGGGCUGUCGGACAUGCAAAAGAUGCAAGAUUAAGUGCGAUGAAAAACAACUAGAAUGUGGACGAUGCCUUAAACGUGGCCUUCAAUGCGAAGGCUACGACCAGGCCCGAAUUUUUGUCUACGGGGACCCUGUAAACCCCAAGAACGCUGUACAACCUCAGCAUUCCCAUGUCGCUCGUGGACAAUCACGCGGCGGCUUACCGGAGGUUGUUGCUCCCAGCUCAGUCAUGCGGGACCAGAUGUUUUCGUCAUAUAUCAGCCUCUUCUUUCCGAACGGCCAUAAAGUGAAUAUCGAUAUUGAUCAGUGGGACUAUUUUGUCUAUACUACCCUGUUGUUCCAAGAGCUCGAGGUACAGUCUCAGUUAAUUUCUUUGUCCAAGCCAUCUAUCUUCCGUAGCUUGGAGUUGGAUGAUGACGCUGAAAGUUCCGAUACUCGCAGUCAUGUUAUUGUCCUAAUGGCCUUGCAGGCAUCGCUUCUCAUGUAG
Penicillium macrosclerotiorum is the source of this 510-nucleotide messenger RNA. RefSeq names its product Zn(II)2Cys6 transcription factor domain-containing protein. Gene Ontology annotation, biological process: regulation of DNA-templated transcription. The coding region runs from base 1 to 510 and encodes 169 amino acids. The record is from RefSeq and is a predicted model, not a curated record. Gene Ontology annotation, molecular function: DNA-binding transcription factor activity, RNA polymerase II-specific; zinc ion binding. NCBI's taxonomy places the organism in Eukaryota, Fungi, Ascomycota, Eurotiomycetes, Eurotiales, Aspergillaceae. The transcript is spliced from 2 exons.